AUGACCACCCUUCAUUAUUUGCCUCCGGUUAAGCCAUCGGCCAUUGCAAUGGGCACUUUUUUCACCCACACUGCAUCGCUUGGUAUACUUGCUCCUGUUUUUGGUGAUACAUACCAGCGCGCACAGGCCGCCAACUCAAAAGAGGAGUUCAUCAGGUCCAAGGAGGCCGCUAGUGCAGUGGUUGCUUGGGGUAGCUCCUUGGUUGGAAGUGCUCUACAGACCUAUGGAGUGGCGGCCCUAAUCAACGCAACCGGAACACUGAGUUACAAGGGUGCAGCAUAUUUAGGUGGCUUGAUUUUCAUGGCCAGCGCGGCCCCAGGUUUCAUCAGCCAGCUAAUUACGGAAAAGAGGCCUCUGGACACUGUGGCUGUGGGCGCUGUUAGCAGAGUCUUUGAAACGGUAGGACUUGGGCUGUUCCUUAAAUGGUGGGGUACACGCACAGAAUCCUUUGAUUGA
Messenger RNA from Aspergillus tanneri, 456 nucleotides. RefSeq names its product DUF1761 domain-containing protein. Lineage: Eukaryota; Fungi; Ascomycota; Eurotiomycetes; Eurotiales; Aspergillaceae. The transcript has 3 exons. Bases 1 to 456 code for a protein of 151 amino acids. The record is from RefSeq and is a predicted model, not a curated record.